Molecule: messenger RNA, 1548 nt
Organism: Penicillium oxalicum
Lineage: Eukaryota; Fungi; Ascomycota; Eurotiomycetes; Eurotiales; Aspergillaceae
Exons: 3
Coding region: 1-1548 (515 amino acids)
Biological process (GO): methylation
Cellular component (GO): mitochondrion
Molecular function (GO): nucleic acid binding; methyltransferase activity
Source: RefSeq, a predicted model, not a curated record
AUGCCCCGGCUCCCCACCCUGCUCCUACUCCAAGCCUCUCGCGAAAAUCCCCUCUUACCCCUUCUCCUCAAAGAAUGCCGUUCUUUACCCUCGGCCCGUGCCGAAUUGCGCUGGUUGCGCGAGCGCGUCGUGCGCGAUUACACGCAGCCUCCUAGUCUUGCAGAUCCAAUUGCACGAAUGCCGAGACAGGGGCAGAAUAUGCGACUCGGGAAAGAGUUGGGGAUAGACGCGGAUGUGGAUGCUGAAUCGCGGCGAGCGAGUGGAGUGCCGCUGCAGUAUAUUUUGGGGGAUCAGCCGUUUGGGGAUUUGGAGAUUUUGUGUCAGAGGGGGGUUUUGAUUCCGAGGGCUGAUACAGAGGCGUACACAUAUGAAGCUGCACGGCUGGUCGAGCAGCGAUGGAAGGAGAGUGAGAAGCAGAGGCAGAUGCAAAAGAAUCGAAAUGAACGUGGAGACAAGGAUGAUCCCACCAUCCCUCCAGGUUGCACAUCAUCUCCUCAACCACUCCGCAUCCUCGACCUCUGUACCGGAACCGGAUGCAUCGCCCUCCUCCUGCACGCACUGUUGGCGGGAUCAUCCCAAGCCCCGCGACCUCUGCAAAUCUUGGGGGUCGAUCUCAGUCCCACGGCGGUGCGUCUCGCGCGGCGGAAUCGAGAACAUAAUGUGCGAUUGAAUGGUCUCGAGGCUCGGGCCCGAGAAGAGGUUGAGUUUCGGCGAGGUGAUGUACUGAAAUCGAAUGCGAAACAUGAACAUGCACAUCAACAGGGGCAUGAGCAUUCGAAUGAAAAUGGUGAUGGGAUUGAGAAUGCCCAUGCCCAAGUCGAUCUCGGUGACAUUCACACUCGUCCGAUCAAAAGCACAAAGAUCACGAGCACACGUACGGCCACCUCGAAUGGACCCUCAUCUCGCGCAGGCAAUCGUGACGGUCAUGUGCCCAGCGUGGAGAAUCUACUCUCUUCAUUUUUCCACCAUCAUCCGUUUCACUCUACCUCUCCCUCUCCCUCUCCUUCGACCACCACUCCCACUGCCAAACAAGAAUCUCUCCCCAAAAUCGACCUGCUCAUCUCCAAUCCCCCCUACAUCUCCGCAUCAGAUUUCCACAACGGCACCACCGCACGAAGUGUCCGACUUUUCGAGCCACGACUCGCCCUCGUUCCACCACUCCUCACACGCCCACACGAAAAAAACCACAUCAAUCUACAAAAGUUCAAGGGGCUCCGGACCGAACCUGCCCACGCCCAACCACUAGAUCACCCAGAAGACAUCUUCUACCGGCACAUCCUGCAACUGGCGCACAAAGUCCAGGCCGGCAUCACCGUGCUCGAGUGCGGUGAUCGCUUACAGGCCGAACGAGUGGUGGGAUUGUUUCGGGAGACGGUGAGAAAGGUGGUUUCAUCCUCGUCAUUGGACGGGAUGGAUGAACAUGAUCCGGGGACGGACACGGAUGGAUCAUAUGCAGUGGAGAUUUGGCCGUCGAGAGAGGAAGAUCUUUGCGCGAAUGGAUUCCAUCCACGAGAUGGAUCGCGGUGUGUGAUUAUUCAGAGGAGAUGA